AUGUCUUCAAAUAAUCAAAAGACGAGUUACAGCCGAUUUGCCUGUAUUGGAACUGGUCUUUCCGGUAUUGGCCUAGGUGCAACCCUGAAGCGAUGGUAUAACCUCGACGAUAUUCAUUAUUUCGAACGCCAAAGCCAACCUGGCGGCACAUGGUUACAAAACCAGUAUCCCGGCUGCGCGUGCGAUGUCCCCAAUGUGCUCUAUAGCUUCUCGUUCGAGCCGAACCCAGACUGGACACGUAUCUUGGCUAAACGAGAGGAGCUAUAUGAGUACAUCAUGGAAGUCGCCAAAAAGCACCAUCUUCUGGAUAAGAUGACUUUUGGGGCCCAGGUUGAGAAGUGUGAAUGGUUCGAGGAGCAAGCUCGAUGGCGAUUAACCAUUCGGGAUCUGGAAACAGGUUCCCUCUUUUCCCACGAAUGCCAGUUCCUCUUCUCAGCAACGGGCUUAUUUUCUAACCCACGGGAGCUGGAUAUCCCCGGUGUCAAGUCUUUCAAGGGGCCUAUCAUUCAUUCAGCAAGGUGGCGACACGAUGUCGAUCUCACCGGAAAGCGGGUAGUGCUUUUCGGUAACGGCUGCACAGCUGCGCAGAUCGUGCCAAACGUCCUCCCUAAGACAAAGGACCUCACGCAGAUCAUUCGAUCUAAGCAUUGGAUCCUCCCUCCAAUCGACGGGCCGACUUUGGAUGUGCUACGGUGGGUGAUGAAGAACAUUCCCGGCGUCCAGAGAUUACUCCGUGUCCUGGUGUUCCUCGAGACGGAGCGGCAAUACAAACUUUUUCAGAUGACCGACGCGGGAGCACGUGUACGUGCAAAGUUCAGAGAGACAGCCUUGGCAUACAUGAAAAAGACAGCACCUGCCAAGUAUCACGGCCUACUUAUCCCUGACUUUGAGUUUGGAUGCAAAAGACGCAUCUACGACUCCGGUUAUCUUGAGAGCAUUCAUGCUGAGAGCUUUAGCCUCACAGAUAAACCAGCUACUGAAAUCACGCCAGAUGGGGUUCGAGUUGGAGGUCAAGUCAUCGAGGCAGAUGUUAUUGUACUCGCAAAUGGUUUCGAGACGGGUGGCUUCCUGAAGGGCAUCGAGGUGAGAGGAAGAAACAAUGAGAAUCUACAUGAACAUUGGGAGCGAUAUGGCGGAGCAGAAGCAUACAACACGACAUCUGUCAGCGGGUUCCCGAACCUUUUUCUUCUCUACGGACCUAACUCGGGCGUUGGCCACACUUCCGCCAUCAUAGCUCUGGAAAAUGGCAUCAACUAUUCCCUGCGGGUCAUCAAGCCCAUACUAGAUGGCAAAGCUAGCAUUGUCGAUGUAAAGUCGGACGCCGAGAGUCAAUGGGCAGACAGUAUGCAGACCGGCGUUAAGUCAACGGUCUUCUAUUCCGGUUGUACCAACUGGUUUGUCGAGACUAAAAAGAACGGCAAACGGUGGAACGCCACAGUCUACCCUUACUCCCAGGCGAGUUUUUGGAGAAGAAGCCUCUUUCCCGUCUGGAAAGACUUUGAAUUUUCUGCCGAAAUAUCUGGCGGCGACUGUUCUUGA
Fusarium odoratissimum NRRL 54006 is the source of this 1539-nucleotide messenger RNA. RefSeq lists its product as uncharacterized. Gene Ontology annotation, molecular function: flavin adenine dinucleotide binding; NADP binding; N,N-dimethylaniline monooxygenase activity. The record is from RefSeq and is a predicted model, not a curated record. The coding region runs from base 1 to 1539 and encodes 512 amino acids. The transcript has 4 exons. Lineage: Eukaryota; Fungi; Ascomycota; Sordariomycetes; Hypocreales; Nectriaceae.